Molecule: messenger RNA, 2229 nt
Organism: Danaus chrysippus (African queen)
Lineage: Eukaryota; Metazoa; Arthropoda; Insecta; Lepidoptera; Nymphalidae
Source: the annotation of a GenBank genome assembly
AUGCAAGCGAAGAAACGUUAUUGUUUUUUGUUAAUUUCGUGUUUGUUUUUAAUAUAUUGUUACUUUAAUGGCUUCAAUUUACUUGGUGAGAAAAAACAACGGGCUCGCCACGAUCUGUUGCCGUCUUUUGCUACUUUAGAUGAAUUAACAGAAUCUCCAUCUCGCCAGAAAAGAAUACCACGAGCAACGACAAAAUCAUGUCGAAUGCAAACAUGUUUUGAUUUUUCAAAUUGUGGAAACGAUCCUAAGGUAUACGUUUAUCCUACUGACGGUCCUGUAAGUGCUACGUAUCGUAAAGUAUUGUCUGUUGUUCGAGAGUCCAGAUAUGCCACACAUGAUCCUGCUGAGGCAUGUUUGUUCAUACCUGCUGUUGAUACGUUGGACGCUGAUCCAUUAUCUCCUGAACAUAUACCAGAUGUAGCAUCAAGAUUGUCACGACUACCAUAUUGGAAAAAUGGAAGAAAUCAUCUCAUAUUUAAUUUAUAUGCCGGCACUUGGCCUGACUAUGCAGAAGGAGCACUGGGUUUUGAUCCAGGAGAUGCUAUAUUGGCUAGAGCUAGUGCUUCAGAAACAAUAUUUCGUGAUGGAUUUGAUAUCUCAUUACCACUGUUUCAUAAAGAACAUCCAGAAAGAGGUGGUGUUCCUCCAGCUGCAACGGGAAACCCAUUUCCAGCACCUCGUAAACAUUUGUUAGCAUUUAAAGGCAAAAGAUAUGUUCAUGGCAUUGGCAGUGAAACAAGAAAUUCCUUAUGGCAUCUACAUGAUGGCAAUAAUCUUAUUUUAGUCACAACUUGUCGCCAUGGGAAAUCUUGGAAGGACUUACGAGAUGAAAGAUGUGACGAAGACAAUAGGGAAUAUGACAAAUUUGAUUAUGAACAGCUACUUGCAAACUCCACUUUUUGUCUUGUUGCCCGAGGAAGGCGUUUGGGUUCUUACCGUUUCUUGGAAGCUUUGGCUGCUGGCUGUGUCCCUGUGUUGUUAAGCAAUGGUUGGAGAUUACCAUUUGAUGAGCGGAUAGAUUGGCGUCGUGCUGUAAUAUGGGCAGAUGAACGGCUACUUUUGCAGGUACCAGAGUUGGUGAGGUCAGUUCCUCCUGAGCGUAUUCUUGCUUUACGCCAACAAACACAGCUCUUAUGGGAACAAUACUUCUCUUCAAUAGAGAAGAUAGUUUUCACAACUAUUGAGAUACUAUUAGAACGAAUUAUGACUCAUAGAUCGUCUCGUCAACGUGAGGCUUUGAUUUGGAAUACUUUUCCGGGAGCUCUUGGUACACUGGCUACAUAUGGGGACUCACGUGCUCAUUUGCCACUUGGUGUGACCUCUCCCCCCGCGCCGGCUGCACCCGAACCCCCUCCCCGCCCGCUCCCCGCUCCCUCCGUGCCCCUCACCGCCCCGCCACCUACUCCAGGAACGACAUUUACAGCACUAUUGUACGUACAGGCAACAUCCCCAUCAUUACAUAAACUUCUCGUCAGUAUAGCUAGCAGCCAGUACUGUGAAAAGGUGGUUCUAGUUUGGGACAGUGAACGAGCUGCACCUUCACUGACAUCUCUAUCAAGAACAGCGGGUGAUUCACGUCACCCGCUACCAGUAGUAGUCAUCGAUGCGACUACCCACUAUCCUGGUGAAGGGGUGUCUGCUCGUUGGCAGCCUCUGUGGGCGGUUCCCACAGCCGCGGUGUUUUCUUUAGACGGUGACGCACCGCUCCUAGCAGAGGAAUUGGACUUCGCGUUUCUCGUGUGGCAACAUUUUCCAGAACGUAUUGUUGGAUAUCCAGCAAGGAACCACUUUUGGGAUGAAGCUAAGGGGUCAUGGGGUUACAGCAGCCGUUGGGGCGGGUCGUACUCGAUGGUGCUGGCGGGUGCUGCGGUGACACACAGGUCCCUGUUGGCUCAGUACGCGGCCCUGUCCCCGGCGGUCCGGCUCGCUGUCCGCCGCGCUGGGAACUGCGAGGACAUCUUACUGAACUGUCUCGCCUCUCACCUCUCACGACGACCGCCCAUCAAGCUGGCACAACGACGACGGUACAAGAGUCCCCACCACCGGUACAGGUCAUCUUGGAGCGACCCUGAGCACUUCGUUCAGCGUCAGUCGUGUCUGAACACGUUCGCGGCCUCGUGGGGCUACAUGCCUUUAGUGCGUUCUGUACUGCGACUAGACCCCAUACUAUUCAAGGAUCCCGUCUCCACACUCAGGAAGAAGUAUAGGAAAAUGGAACUUGUAACCUAG